Molecule: messenger RNA, 447 nt
Organism: Patiria miniata (bat star)
Lineage: Eukaryota; Metazoa; Echinodermata; Asteroidea; Valvatida; Asterinidae
Product: piggyBac transposable element-derived protein 4-like
Exons: 2
Coding region: 1-447 (148 amino acids)
Source: RefSeq, a predicted model, not a curated record
AUGCCCCGUGACCGAUUCAUGGACUUGCUGUCCCAUUUGCACUUCACCGACAGCAGUCAGGCAGAUACAGGUGAUCGCCUCUACAAGGUCCGCCCAGUGGUAGAUACACUGACUGAGAACUUCAAAUCAGUCUACCUUCCCGACAGCCGUAUAUCCACGGACGAGUCGCUGUGGAAGUCGGGGGAGAUUGAAGUUCAAGCAAUUCAACCCCAAGAAGCGCGCCAGAUUUGGCAUCAAGAUCUUCUCGGCAAGGGGUACACCGUAUUUCUUGACAACUGGUUCAGCAGCCCUUCUCUGUUCCGUGAACUCCACAGUCACAAGACCAACGUCGUCGCGACAGUCAGGAAAAGUCGGAAGGACAUGCCCAAGGACUUGUGCGACUUGCAACUUCGUAAAGGCGAAGUUGCAUAUCACUCUUCAGACAAUGGCCUGCUUGCCUUGGUCUGA